AUGCGCAACCAGCUCCAUCCGAGCAAUGGCGCUUCGUACGUGGUCAAGGGAACUCCUUUAAAGAUCCCGGUUAGAACCAGGGAAGAGAUUAUUGCCGAGAAAGAGGCCCAACAGGCCGAAAUCGCCCGCCAGCAGCUGCAACAGCAGGAGGCCGAUGUCAAUGACAGGAGUCACCAUCAGAAAGGUUAUAACGACGUUCUUUCGGCAUUGGGCAUUCGUUCUGAUAAGCCUCCAUCGUCUUCGUCAUCGAGAUCUACUGGUUCGACUUCUCGUUUGGACUUUUUGAACUUCCCGUCGAAAAAGGACUCCAGCUCGGCCGCUGCCAGCUCUGAAUCUGCAUCUUCUUCAUCCACAUCCACAUCCACAUCCACAUCAGCGAACCUGUUCGUUCUUCAGUCCGCUAUCCAGUCAUUACCACCCAAUCUGAUUAUUCAAAGAGACUCUCAGACUUCGGGAUUCUUGAAAAAGAAUCUUAAAACUGCUGAGUUCGCUAAACAUAUUCACAAACUCACCGGAGCUGAUGUCGCUGAAAACCAUAUUUCCUUCACAAUCGCAACCAAGGCUGGCAAAGUGCCAUCCACUCAAAUCGACCAUGUCGGAACCUACGAGGUUGUUUUCAAACUAUCACCAGAGAUUUCUAUUUCUCGCAAGGUGUCUGUUCAAGCCACAGGUAAUGUGUCUGUAGAGUCCACUUCAAGACCAUUGAACGCCGAACUACCGGACUCUGUAGCUGCUGAGACCACUUCUCCCAGUCCUGCUACUGCACCAGCUUCUACCCCAGAACCGGCUGCUAAGUCCGCGAAAUCCAAGGCCUUCGAGUGGGAAAACGAUCUGCUCGUCAACUUACAGGAUAAGCGCGAAAAGUAG
This is a messenger RNA of Sugiyamaella lignohabitans, 867 nucleotides long. Its product is annotated as 54S ribosomal protein L50, mitochondrial. The record is from RefSeq and is a predicted model, not a curated record. Bases 1 to 867 code for a protein of 288 amino acids. NCBI's taxonomy places the organism in Eukaryota, Fungi, Ascomycota, Dipodascomycetes, Dipodascales, Trichomonascaceae. The transcript has a single exon.